Messenger RNA from Planococcus citri (citrus mealybug), 3127 nucleotides. RefSeq lists its product as uncharacterized. The transcript has 4 exons. The coding region runs from base 423 to 2912 and encodes 829 amino acids. Lineage: Eukaryota; Metazoa; Arthropoda; Insecta; Hemiptera; Pseudococcidae. The record is from RefSeq and is a predicted model, not a curated record.
CGUUGAAAUUAGUACUUCGUUCGGAGAGUAACACACGUAGAGUUGAAGUUGAACGUCGUACGGCGCGAGGUGGUAUCGUAUGCGUAGUUUUUAUCGCGUCUUCCGCGACGAUCCAGUUUUACACUUCGGAUCGAGCAUCAUCGAGAACCGGAGAACCAGUUUACUAACAGUGGUUAAUCAGGUGUCGAAGUCGACUGGUUCGUAUUGCGCGAUACAAUAUUCAGGAUAGUGUGGUCAUCCUGCGUCUGCGACAGUGCAAUCGUCGUCUCUUUCGUGAAAAGUGAAGUUUUCAAAAGCUCGAUAUGAAAUUCUGUUUCUUGGCGUUCUUCUAGUAGUUGUUCUUGUUCGGUGGUGUUUUUUGGUGCUAGUGUGAAAAAAAGUGUACGAUGCGCGAAACCUAACGAUGGUUCUUUGUUUUAAUAAUGCGUUAUCUUUUGACCAUCACGUUGUUACCAUUAUUGGUAUUAUCGUUUGGGUCCUUCAACAGGUGCCAUGUACACGGUUUGCAAAUUCCGCCACCGCCCAUCUGCAGUACGUCCACUUGUAAUUGCACCGCUUUCGGCGAGAAAAGAAUUAACAUCAAUUGCAGCUUUUCAUCCGUGCAACAGGAAACCAUCAUCAAUGCGACGUUUAUGCCACCGGAAGCGUACGAAUUCGAGAUAUCGGAAGCUGCGACAGUAAUUCUAGAAGCCAGAUCGUUUUCCAAAUUGAAUUACCUACAAAAAGUUACUUUUCGAAAUGUAGACAAUCUGAUCAUAAAGAAAGACGCAUUUUCCAAUUUAGUCGUACCUCAAUUUUUUCUCGAGAUUAAAGACUGCAACCGAGUAGAAAUAGAAUCGAAAGCGUUUUACCUGAGUCGUGGCCCUGUAGCUGUAUCCAUCACAAAAUGCAACAGUUUAAUAUACCAUCGCGAGGCAAUCGCCUGGAUUAGCGAGGCUAACGUGAAAGAUGUCAAAACUGCUCUUUUCGCCGAGAAUUCAUUUUCUCAAAAUUCCGAGAAAGUUACAUCACAUCAUGGGUAUUCGACCAAAAUAAUCAUUGGAAAAACAUCAUUACCGCACUUGCCGGAAAACAUGUUCUCAUCACCGGCUGCCAUCAUCAAACUACUUAACUGCGACGUUAAGGUGGUGAAGAAGAACGCAUUUUCAGCGCUGGAAAUCUACUCGGUACAAAUUGAAAACACCACUUUGGAUGUAAUAUCUAGCGGAGCAUUUAGCGACCGGAGCCUUUUAACGAGUCUGCAAUUCGCGGAUGUGAAUAUUUGUCGGAUAUCCACCGGUGCCAUACAUUCGGCUGUGACAAAUUUCACCUUUUACAAUUCUAAAGUGGAAACGGUGGAAAAAGAAGCUUUCAACAUGUCCACAAUGUACAGCGUUCAUUUUCUCAACAACGUUUUCGAACACGUAGAAGAGCGCGGCAUCACGUUAAAAGAUUGGAGAAAAGCUAUCAUCGAAAAUAAUACUUUACGUAAUUUAGAGAACGAAGCUAUUAACGUGCCAUAUAGCGACGAGCUCACCAAACAACAAGCUGAAUUUCAUUUCGUCGGUAAUAUUUUAGAAAAAUUGAAAUAUAACUCGUUGAAAUUCGAUAUCAACGAGAUGGCGCCUUUUCAAGUCGGCGAAAAUAUUUUCAUUCGAGCUUGCCGAUGUGAUUUAGGAUCCUGGAUGAAAAGUUCGAUCGGCGGUAGCGACCUGUUGAUCGAGUCUUUAUACAACGAAAGCUAUUGCACGUUGAAUACGGUUUUUUCCAAAUGUUUCAAACAUCCCGAAGGCUUCAUGAGGGUGGCAAAUUUCAGCGAAUUUGUUUGCAAUGCUCAGGAAACCAUUGUUUGCGUAGAUAACGAGUCUCCUAUCGUUAAUAAUCAAAACCCUAAUAUUAUCAAAGCUGUGGGUAUCAUUAACGAGAAUAAACUAGACGAAGAACGUAAACUGAUCACUACUCUGAUGGCUGCAGCUUUAGGAGGAGUAUUCGUCAUGAUAUUAUUAAGCCUUUUCAUGUGGUUUAAUAGGAAAGGUUACCAAGUAUCUAGUUGCUUUUUUACCUCGUCUAUCGGUUGUAGUCUAUCGUCGUUUGUAUCGCGAUUAAUGUCUUCGUCUCACGGUAUGACCAGAGCUACUUCAGCCAGCUCUAUAACUCGAGUAUCCAUUCACGAGUAUACGGAAAUAUGGCCUCAAAAAUUACUCAGCAGCGCGGGUGAUUUAGAAGAAACGUACGUUUGCGAAGAUAAAGCCACUCAAACGUUACCCGAAGAAUUGACUCAAGAGUUGCUGCAAAAUCUGCGCGAAAAAUUAGACGAUCCGGAGAACUACGGCGAAGCUCGCAAUAUGAUAGAACAUUUGUACGAUUUGAUUAAAGUCGAAGAGAACUGCAAUAAUAACGUAUUAGGAGAGGAAUUCGUCGACAUGAAUUUCGCCAUAGAUGAAGAUUUAAUGGGUAACGUAUACGACGUGAUAAAACCCGGCAAACAGCGAGUGCGACGGUAUGAUCGAUCGUUUAAGACAUUAGCGCACAAAGGCACGAGGGCGCCUUCGCCGGACAAAUUAUCGCCUCAAUCGUUUACCACUUCAUCAUUUUCCAAUUCGUCGCUGAAAUUGUCGCCAUUGUCGACGUUGUCGACGACCAGACCUUCCAUUUCGGAUUAUAUGGAGCCGACAGAUAGGCAAUCGUAUGCGUAUUACGAACUGCCAUACGAUCAGUGCGGCCCGUCAAAGUCGUCUCAAGUACAACUACGUGACCGAGGCGAAAAUAUUACUUUGGCUGAUUACGAAGACCCGAGGGAUGCGAAAAUUCCCAUUUAUUCGGAGCUGAGUAACGUCAGUGUCGUCAGUGGCCGACCUUUACCCGUCACGCCACCGCUCAAAAAUCAAAUUACGAGUAACAAAGAUCUCGGAAAUUCUCGAACUGAAUCGUGAAUCUGUGAUAAAAUUUAUAUUAUAGUUUUAGUAGCGUAUGUGAAUAUGUAUAGUAUUUCGAUUUUACGAAUUUCCUUCCUCCCCCGUGUCCCUUUCUUAUACUAUAUAUGAUUAAUGCGUUUCUUUUUCCUUUUAUUACGAUUUUUCGUCUUGAUUUAUUUUUUUUUUAUACGUAAAUGUGAUUUUUAAAAAUACAAAUUUAACACUUGUUUGAA